Otolemur garnettii (small-eared galago) is the source of this 436-nucleotide messenger RNA. It is a transcript of the gene MRLN, whose product is annotated as myoregulin. Bases 226 to 366 code for a protein of 46 amino acids. The transcript has 3 exons. Lineage: Eukaryota; Metazoa; Chordata; Mammalia; Primates; Galagidae. The record is from RefSeq and is a predicted model, not a curated record.
GCCUCCUGAUCCAACAAGAGCAUAUGGUGUUUUUCACAAAAGAAAGAGAGACCAUUCCCUUGACUUUGAACUUCGCCUAUUGAACCCCUGAACAGAGCCAAGGUUGCCACGGGACCACCUGUGCUGAAUGCACUUUGUCCUACUAAGAACAGAGCCAGAGAAAACUGAGAAGCGGUGUACCUGCCACUACCUGGGAUUAAUUCAGGGAACAAGAGUACUCCGGAUAUGACUGGUAAAAACUGGAUAUUAAUUGCCACCACUACUCCCCAAAGUCUGGAAGAUGAAAUUGUGGGAAGACUUCUAAAAAUUUUGUUUGUGAUCUUUGUUGACUUAAUGUCUAUUAUGUAUGUUGUUAUAACUUCUUAGAAAGUUUCUUCGCUUCAUAUGCAAAUUUCAAAUCGAAUUUCAGUGAAUAAAAAUUUGCAUUUUAAUAUGU